AUGGCUACUGGCUCUAUCGCUGAGCUCAUGACGGACGAUGAGUAUAAGCGGAAAGUCGAGCACUCAGCUGAACCCGUUGUUGUCACUUUCCUUUCCCCGUUGGACGAUAAAUGCAAGGCUGUCGCCUCAAAGAUUGAGGAGCUGAGCGGCGAGUUCACAACCAUCAAAUUCUACCAAGUCGACGUCAGAAAGCACGCCAUGCUAUCCAGAGCCCUUUCCAACACAGAAUUGCCCAUCGUCGUCUUUGUCGAAAACGGCAAAGAUGUAUUGACCCUAACCUCAGAUGUUUCCCGUUCACGUAUUCGGGAAGGUCUCCAAAUACUCCAGACGGUAUCUUGUUAA
Messenger RNA from Aspergillus pseudoviridinutans, 342 nucleotides. RefSeq names its product thioredoxin domain protein. The record is from RefSeq and is a predicted model, not a curated record. Bases 1 to 342 code for a protein of 113 amino acids. Gene Ontology annotation, molecular function: oxidoreductase activity. Gene Ontology annotation, cellular component: cytoplasm. The transcript has 2 exons. NCBI's taxonomy places the organism in Eukaryota, Fungi, Ascomycota, Eurotiomycetes, Eurotiales, Aspergillaceae.